Molecule: messenger RNA, 1400 nt
Organism: Triticum aestivum (bread wheat)
Lineage: Eukaryota; Viridiplantae; Streptophyta; Magnoliopsida; Poales; Poaceae
Product: U4/U6 small nuclear ribonucleoprotein Prp31 homolog
Exons: 9
Coding region: 763-1137 (124 amino acids)
Biological process (GO): spliceosomal tri-snRNP complex assembly; mRNA splicing, via spliceosome
Cellular component (GO): U4 snRNP; U4/U6 x U5 tri-snRNP complex; precatalytic spliceosome
Source: RefSeq, a predicted model, not a curated record
CCCAAUCCCACGCGACUCCUCCCAUCGAACCAACAAAGAAAUAACAGAGGAAAAAACAGAGAAAUCAAGCGACCUCUCCGUGACGGGUAGGGUUCCAGCCUGCGGCACCCUUCCGGCCGGGCUGCUAGCGGCGCGCCGCCCCUCCGGCCUACCCCUUCCUCUGGCGCCAACUCCCCUGUCCCUGCCCCCAAGCAGCCCGCCAGCGCCGCCGACCAGACCUUCGCCCUUCUUCCACCGCCGCUCCUCCUCUGCAGGUCUAGCCUGCCAAGGUGAAGACUUGGGACGAGAUAAUGUGCCAUUUCACAGGCAAGCCUCGCUGAUUCCUUCUUGGCCGAUCUUGACGAACUUUCAGACAAUGAAGCCUAUCCUGAAGAAGACAACGCUGAGGCAGUGGGUGUGGAUGAGGAUGGUGAUGAUGAUAUGCCUGACCUCGAGUCUCUUAAUCGUGACGAUCUUGACAGUGUCUCAAAACUACAAAAGACACAACGUUAUAUUGACAUAAUGCAAGUCCAUUUUCUGCAUGCAGAAAGUCGAAGGAGCACUUGAGAAAGGCACAGAUUUGUCUAAUCAAGGGUUCAUCCUGGAGGAGGAUCCAGAGUACCAGCUCAUUGUAGACAAAUCUGUGCCUUUCGCAACUUGUUAGAAGAAAUUCGUAAGAAGAUCGAGAAGUGGCGAGAACCACCUCCUGCAAAGCUUCCAAAACCACUUCCUGUACCAGACUCCGAGCCUAAAAAGAAGAGAGGGGGUCGCCGCCUUCGAAAAAUGAAAGAAAGAUAUGCGGUAACUGAUAUGAUGAAGCUUGCAAACCGAAUGCAGUUUGGAAUACCAGAGGAGAGCUCAUUAGGUGAUGGUUUGGGGGAAGGUUACGGCAUGCUCGGGCAGGCCGGAAGUGGGAAGCUACGUGUCUCAGCUGCACAGAACAAACUUGCUGCUAAAGUGGCAAAAAAAUUCAAGGAGAAGAGUUAUGGUAGCAGUGGUGCAACAUCUGGACUGACAUCUAGUUUGACCUUUACACCAGUUCAGGGAAUAGAACUGUCAAACCCACAGGCACACGGGAACCUUCUUGGAAGUGGAAUCCAGAGCACCUACUUCUCGGAGACCGGCACAUUUUCUCGGAUCAGUAGGCCUGGAGAUUAGAAUCUGAAAAAGUAAGAACCUGAUUUUGAGAUCAGAAGCGAUGAUUGUUUCUUGGUCUGAGCGAUUUCAUCCCAUUCGGCACACAAUUCCCAAGAACCAACUGUUGGGAUGCACUUGCGCACAACGAGCUUGUAAUAUUCUCAGAUGUAUCGCAUGGUCUGUAAUGUAAGUACAGUUUCCCUGCAAAAAAGAAAAAUGUAAGUACAGUUUGUGCACUACAACAUCAGAAUGUAUGAGUCAGGCAGUACACAACAUUCAUUACC